Messenger RNA from Harmonia axyridis, 1874 nucleotides. RefSeq names its product programmed cell death protein 2-like (gene trus). The record is from RefSeq and is a predicted model, not a curated record. The transcript has 4 exons. Gene Ontology annotation, cellular component: cytoplasm. Bases 147 to 1388 code for a protein of 413 amino acids. NCBI's taxonomy places the organism in Eukaryota, Metazoa, Arthropoda, Insecta, Coleoptera, Coccinellidae.
UUAUCUGUGGUAUAGACUAAUUCUAUGUUCUAAGGUCAAACUUCUUCAGAAGGCUCACAUAAUUUGAAUUAUUUUCAUUCAAAUAAAAGGAGGGUUUGAAGGAAACUUUGAUAGACCAUUGCUCCAGCUAAAUAACACACUACACAAUGGCCAAAAAUAAAAUUCAAGUACUCUUAGGUUUCGAAGAUGAAAUCGUUAAUGAUAAAAAUAAACACUUGGUAAAUUUUAAAACCAACAAAAUUGGAGGAAAACCCGAACUUCCAAGUAAUAUUGAAUGGGAUUCUCCAAAGUGUUCAUUGUGUCAGCUUCCGAAACCUCUUGUGGUUCAAAUUUAUGCACCCCUAGAUAAUUCAAGAUACCAUAGGACUCUUUAUGUUUUUGCCUGCAUAAACCCAAACUGCUGGAAUCAAAAUGAAAGCUGGACUUGUCUUCGUAUUCAGUCACAAGAAUCUAUUCCUGAUGAGAGCACUCAGUUUGUUUCAAAAACUAACUCUAUGAAUUGGUGUAAUGAUGCUGAUGAUUGGGGCGAUGAUAAAAAUGCCAAUGAAAAUGAAGAAAAUGGUAACAUAAUCAGUUCUGAGAGGAUAUCAGAUGAAGAUGAAGAAAGCUUUAGUUUCGAUGAUUCUGUAAGAUCUAUCUUUGAAAAUCUUUCUGUUGAUGAUAGGAACGCUAAUAUUGGAGCACAAGGGGGUGCAGUCGGAAGGCAGAAUUCUCCAGGAGCUUCAGCAGAGAUAGAAGGAGAUGAAGGAGAAAUCAUAACUAUCGAUAGUCCAAUAAUGCCCCAAAGAGAUAUCAGAGCUAUGCUUCACGAGACAGCACCAUUACCUUCCGAAAUAUGCGGUGCAAGCAAUUUAAGUCGGUGUCCUUCACUGUAUUUCUCUUCAUUUUUCAUGAGCGUCUGGGAAGAAUCGAACACUGCCCCCAACUUUAACGAUAUUCAUGUAAAGGAGUUGUUGCAGGAGUACCAGCAGAAGGAAGAGUUCAAUGAUAUCAAUAUUGAAACCAAUGAUGGAAGACAGAGUGAAGGGCAUGAGAGCUAUGAGAAAAGUGUGCCCGCUCAUGGGGAUAAGACGUUUCACUAUUUCGUUUCCAGAAUGCAGAAAAAUCCUGGACAAAUUUUAAGAUAUAGUCGUGAAUGUGAAGGUCCUCUGUUGCUGCGUCCUCUACAGGAAAUCGUUCCAAAAUGUCCCUAUUGUCAAGAGGAAAGGAUAUUUGAAUUCCAAAUUCUGUCUACCAUAAUUCCAAAAUUGAAGUUGACAAUUGAUCAUAAAACUUGUAGUCGUCUAGAAUUCGGAACAGCAUUGAUUUACACUUGUCGAAAUAGUUGUUGGUCUUCCGAUAAUGAAGUUAGAAUGGAGACUGUUUUGAUACAAAAAGAAAUGUAUUGAUUUUGUGAUCUGAAGUAUGAAAUCUUUCUGAUCGUGAUUUUUCCAAUCAUUAUGAUCAUUCCUUUUGACGAAUAGUUAUUUAUACCAGGGGUAAAUUUCAUUUUGGCAAAUAGGCAAUAUUGAACUUUUUCCGCCGUUACUAUUUGGUAGUUCAUCAUGAUUAAAACAAGUUUUUAUUACUAAUAAGUUUUACUACCUAUCAAAAUGAAAUAACAAUUUAAGGAUUACAUUGUGUCACCGCAGUUUCGAACUUAUUCUUGUUCAUCUUCAGGCACUGUGAAGAUUCUACAAAUUGUACAGAGCAUUUAUGUAAAACAGGUACAAGAAAGGUGGUGCUUGGGAAAACCAGGGAAGAGGCUUUAAAAUUUGGUAGAUAACGAACAUUUUUGACCGUUAUCUAACUUCCAGGAAUUAUUUGAAAGCAUUUUAAAUAGGCAAUAAAUAGAGAUGAGAUAUUCUUCAGAAUAAUGAACUUUGCCAGCAAUU